This is a messenger RNA of Lachancea fermentati, 1668 nucleotides long. NCBI's taxonomy places the organism in Eukaryota, Fungi, Ascomycota, Saccharomycetes, Saccharomycetales, Saccharomycetaceae. The record is from the annotation of a GenBank genome assembly.
AUGUUUAAAAAAGAACCACAAAUAAAAGCCUUGAGCAAUCUCAAGAAUUCAGAGAUUAAAAAACUACUGUCAACAUGUCGGCUGCAGAGAGCUUCUGACUCCUACUCCUUCCCCACUCAAGUGGUUAAACAAACCACCUUCAAGACUCCACUAACUACUGGAACUGUCUACACCGACGAAAACGGCAAUCCCAUAUGGUUUAAAGAGAAGUUCAGCGAUCUUCUUUUUCCAACUGUGUAUACAUGCUGGGAGAAUCGUGAUAUACUACCGGUUGUUUUAGCUCAUGAACACGUUGUUGAAGAAAAACUCUUAGGCGGCGCAAACUUAAUGCUGCCAGGUAUGGUACCGCCCUUCGACUCUCGCAGUAUUAAAACUGCUAUGGUUGGUGUCGCCAGCACUAAAUCCCCAAAUGUCAUAAAAGCAAUUGGAAUAGUUCAAUUGGAUCUUCCUUCUUAUUCUCGAGUUAUUGGGGAAAGUGGUGUCGCCGUUGAAAUCAUACAUCAUUACGAAGAUGGCCUUUGCAAGGCUCUAAAAGUUAAAAUAGAACCUCCAGAAAACGAUCAAAUUUGUGGUUCAACAAAUGAGGAAGAUUCCUCCAUUGAAGAUGCCCCAAUCAUCAACAAUACGGUCCAAGAACCUCUUGUAGAUUUGAACGAUAUAUCAGAGGAACUCAGCCAAUUAACUGUGGAGGAAGUCGAUCACUUCUUUACGCGGUCUCUUUACUACACUUUGACUCAAGAUGAGAGAUUGGAGUUGCCAAUUGAUGCAUCGAAAUUUGUAUCGAACUACAUUUUGCGCAAUCUUCCUCCAGUGAAUCACGAAUUAGUCAACAUGAAGAAAACUUCUUGGAAGAAAAGCGCCAAGUUUUUAAAACAUUUUGAAAAGGAAGGCUUUUUGAAACUAAAAGGUAAAGGCGAUGACUUGGUAGUCGUAGGCUUCAACAAAGACAAAGAAGACUUGAAGCGAUUUGUUCCAUAUAGAAUUGGUCAAAACAAUGGUGGCGAAAAGACUAAACCUGCGGAAAGCAAGCCAGACAUGAUGAGUGCCAUAUCAUUCUACAAACCAAUCAGCAGCUCAAAAGAUUUUAUGAAGAUAACGGAGCUACCACCCAAUAAACUAUUCAUCCAACCUGAAAUAAAAUUGGCUCUUGACUCUUACAUCUCCAAGAAAAAUCUAGUAAAUCCUGAAGACAAGUCGACAAUUCUUUUAGAUGACUUGUUAUUUACAAUGGUCAACAGGUCAAGUAAAAAAGAAUUUUCACGAAGGAUAAUUGCAAGGGCUCAGGUCUUGAAACCAUUCAUAUCAAAUAAUUUCACCGAGCAUUUUCAAGUUCUCAAACCCGACAAUACGUUUUUGUUCAAGCAUCCAUUAAAGGGAAGUAUUCCUCAAAUCCAUAUUGUUACCGAGAUGAAAAUAGGGAGAAAAGUCAUUACGCGGGUAUCAAAUUUUGAGAAGUUCAAUAUUGAUGCUGACGAUGUUGCCAGUUUACUAAGAAAAAGAUGUAGCGGCUCAACUACGAUCGGUGAAACAACAACGGCGCCGAAAACAGUUGAAGUGACUGUACAAGGCCCACAUGGCCCUACUGUGAUAAGUCUAAUGAACGAGUUUGGGGUCCCAACAAAGUGGAUAAACUUUACGAAUAAGCUUAAGAAGAAUAAGAGACGUUAG